GUUACAAUCAUCAUAUACUUGUCUAUUUUGGGCUUGCUUCUUCUGUACAUGGUGUACCUUACACUGGUGGAACCUAUACUGAAGAGACGCCUCUUUGGACAUUCACAGCUCAUACAAAGUGAUGAAGACAUUGGGGAUCACCAGCCUUUUGCAAAUGCUCAUGAUGUGCUGGCUCGUUCUCGGAGCCGCGCCAACGUAUUGAACAAAGUGGAGUAUGCCCAGCAGCGUUGGAAGUUACAGGUCCAAGAGCAACGCAAAUCCGUCUUUGACCGUCAUGUUGUGCUGAGUUAAUUGUGUCUCAGUAAAAUAACUCCAGGAAAGUAAAGUGGACUAAUUGAAAGAGCUGACCUACGUCUUCCUGAUCCUGCCAAUUCAGAAGGGUUUUCUUGAAUGGUUCGUUAUUGAUUU
Tauraco erythrolophus (red-crested turaco) is the source of this 408-nucleotide messenger RNA. The record is from RefSeq and is a predicted model, not a curated record. NCBI's taxonomy places the organism in Eukaryota, Metazoa, Chordata, Aves, Musophagiformes, Musophagidae.